AUGGCGCUGCUGAGGCGCCUCCCGCGGCGGCGCUGGAAGGGUCCUCCCAAAGGGCAACAUCAGCAGGUAAAUGUUCCUGAAGACCCAGCAGACAAGUUGCUCCUUGCAAGCUGGGGUCUUCCCAAAGCAGUUCUGGAGAAAUACCACAGUCUGGGAGUAGUACAGAUGUUUGAAUGGCAAGCAGAAUGCCUAAUGCUUGGACAAGUUCUGGAAGGGAAGAACCUAGUUUACUCAGCUCCUACCAGUGCUGGGAAGACUCUUGUUGCAGAAUUGCUUAUUUUGAAGCGAGUCCUGGAGACUCGUAAGAAAGCUCUUCUCAUCCUUCCCUUUGUCUCUGUGGCCAAGGAGAAAAAAUGUUAUCUGCAGGCCCUGUUUCAGGAGGUAGAUGUGAGAGUGGAAGGCUACAUGGGAAGCAUGUCUCCUGCUGGACGUUUCUCUGCCCUGGAUGUUGCUGUCUGCACCAUUGAGAAAGCCAAUGGUCUAAUCAAUAGACUAAUAGAAGAAAACAAAAUGGAUUCGCUGGGAGUGGUGGUUGUGGAUGAGUUGCACAUGCUGGGAGACUUUCAUCGAGGAUAUUUGCUGGAACUCCUUCUGACCAAAGUCAGAUAUGUUACAGAGAAGGUUGCAAAACGACAGGCGAAGAUGACCAGUCCCUGUUUUGGUGGGAUACAGAUAGUAGGCAUGAGUGCUACCCUCCCUAACUUGGGACUCCUAGCCUCCUGGUUAGAUGCAGAGUUGUACUGUACAGAUUUUCGCCCUGUGCCCCUCCAGGAGUGGGUGAAAAUCGGCAGCAACAUUUAUGACUCCUCCAUGAAUUUAGUGCGAGAAUUCCAGCCCAAGCUUCAACUGAAGGGAGAUGAAGACCAUGUUGUGAGCCUGUGUUAUGAGACUGUUUGUGAAGGUCAUUCAGUCCUGCUUUUCUGUCCAUCCAAGAACUGGUGUGAGAAGCUGGCAGACAUCAUUGCCAGGGAAUUCUACAGUUUGCAACAGGCUGAGAGUUCUGCAAAAAACUCAUCCCUUUCCCCAGUUGUUGUGGACAGAGAAGGGAUCGAUGAGGUUCUGGAUCAGCUAAAGCGUUCUAUCUCAGGCCUGGACUCUGUGCUCCAACGUACUUUGCCAUGGGGAGUGGCAUUUCAUCAUGCAGGUCUUACCUUUGAUGAACGGGACAUCAUUGAAGGAGCCUUUCGCCAGGGCUUGAUUAGAGUCCUAGCAGCAACCUCCACGCUCUCAUCUGGAGUGAAUUUGCCUGCACGUCGAGUAAUUAUACGAACUCCCAUGUUUGGUGGCAAACUGCUGGACAUUCUCACUUACAAGCAGAUGGCUGGAAGGGCUGGCAGGAAAGGAGUAGACACAGAGGGUGAGAGCAUUUUAGUUUGCAAGCCCUCAGAAAGAUCAAAAGGAACUGCUCUACUUCAGGGAUCUCUCAAGCCUGUUUGCAGUUGUUUGCUUAGAAGAGAAGGGGAAGGUGUUGCUUCUAGCAUGAAAAGAGCAAUACUUGAGAUCAUAGUGGGAGGAGUGGCCAACACUCCAGAUGAUGUGCAGACCUACGCUUCUUGCACACUUCUUGCAUCCAGCUUGAAAGAAAACAAGUGGGAAAACGAGAAAGCACAAGACAAAGCACAGACUGGACCUAUCGAAGCUUGUGUGGCAUGGUUGGUGGAAAAUGAAUUCAUUCAGAUUCUGGACUCCGGCAAUGAUGUGAAAGCAAAGGUUUAUCAUCCAACACAUCUUGGCUCAGCUACUCUUUCUUCUUCUCUUUCACCCACUGAAGCCAUGGAAAUCUUUGCUGACCUGCAGCGAGCUAUGAAAAGCUUUGUUCUAGAGAAUGAUCUGCAUAUUGUCUAUCUGGUUACCCCAGUGUAUGAGGAGUGGACCACAAUUGAUUGGUACCAGUUUUUCUGCUUAUGGGAGAAGCUGCCUGCCUCAAUGAAACGUGUGGCUGAGCUGGUGGGGAUUGAAGAAGGCUUUCUGGCUCGCUCAGUAAAGGGCAAAAUCAUAGCUAAAACAGAGAAACAGCAUAGACAAAUGGCCAUCCACAAAAGGUUUUUCACCAGUCUUGCCCUUCUGGAUUUAAUCAGUGAGGUUCCCUUAAAGGAUAUGACCAAGAAAUAUGGCUGUAGUCGUGGCCAGCUUCAAUCCUUGCAGCAAUCUGCUGCCACCUAUGCAGGAAUGGUAACGGUUUUCUGUAAUCGACUGGGCUGGCACAACAUGGAGCUGUUGCUCUCUCAGUUCCAGAGCCGCCUCACUUUUGGGGUUCAUAGGGAGCUUUGUGACCUGGUCCGAGUGUCUCUGCUGAAUGCACAGCGUGCUAGGACACUUUACAACGCUGGCUUUGUCACAGUGGCUGAUCUUGCUAAAGCCAGUCCUGAUGACGUGGCAACUGCUCUGAAGAAUUCAGUACCAUUCAAAAGCGUUCGUAGGGCUGUGGAUGAAGAUGAAGAAUCCGCAGAGGAGCGUCGGACUGUGCGCAGCAUCUGGAUGGCUGGAAUGAAAGGCUUAACUGAAAGAGAAGCAGCUUCCCUCAUUGUGGAGGAAGCCAGGGGACUUCUCCAGCAGGAUUUGGCAGUGAUGGGAGUACAGUGGAACCCAAAAUCUUUUCUUGAGUCUGAUACAUCCUCUAUGAUCAGCAGUGAGUCAGAACUCGAAGACAGACUACAUAGAUCAAAUGGGGAGCAGUCUUCUGAGUCUUCUAGGGUGUUAAACAAAAAAGGGUGCAGCAUUCAACAUCGUAAUGGUCUUGGUUCUUGGACUGUAAACUUAUCAAAUAUUAAAAAAGGAUAUAAAAGGCAACUAAGUGGUAGUACAGAAAACUGCAGAUUUGAGAGUGAAGUCCCAGGCAGGAGGCAUGCUCGAGCAGAGGAAGGCAAUGAUGAUAUUGUGUACAGUGCUAGAAAACGGCCAAAUAUGUGCAGUGAGAGUGAAAAUAUGGGGGAACUUAAUCUGGGGAGGAAGGACAAAAUGGAAGGAUUAUUUCCAGAGCCUGCCACCAUUAAUGAAGGCAUGCUUAAGGGGAGAGCAAGUUUUCAGACACCUGUUACAUUGCAGGAUACUCCACACAUCCAUGUGGGGACACACAAUAUUGUAGAAAGUCUAGUGAUACCUGCUAGCGCUAGGACACUGAGAAAUGAAAAUACUGAUGAUAAGCAGAAUAAAAUUAGUAAAAUGCAAACAGAUGUGAGCUGUGCUGAGGUGAUGAUUGGUAAGCAGCAGAUGGCUUUAGAUACAGAUCACCGUAAUGUAACUGCUAGCUGCUCUGGAAAUGAACGUGGCCAUAGUGGCAGCAGGAUACAGAAGCCUGUGCAUUUUUGUCCUGGUGAGGAUAAAUCCUGCCAUAUUCAGAUUCAGAAUGGUGGCAAAAAUGGAAGCGAAAAGCCCAGUGGAAUAUUGUUACAAGCUGGAGCACUGCAGAAAGCCAACAGUCAUCCUAAGGAUUUUCUGAAAGAUGCUCUAGUAAAAUCCAGAGGUGUUUGCAAUGCAGGUGAUGUUCAGAAUGGUCCAUCCUCUGAUCUGUUUUCUGACUCUAGAGACUUUGAAGACAGCUUCCAGUUGGAUACUCAAACUGAGAUGAUAAUAAAACAGGAGGGAGCAGCUGGAAUCACAGGACAGCAGGGAAUACAAGGUUCAGAGCUGGCAGCGAUAUCACGGCAGGAAGUCUCCAAGAAACUAAGUGCUUCACAGACUGAGAAUGCUGCUGCUGAAAGACUGGCUGCAACAGUUAGGAAACUAGGCUUAUCUAGUCCUAUCACAACAAAUAACAUUACAAAAAAUGCAGCUCAGCACUGCAGUAAUAAAGAUUUGAAGUCUGGAGGCCCUAAUUUACAGCCCAUAAUGAAGGACAUAGAAUCUGCAGUUUACUUUAAGGAAAGCGAUUUCUCAGUGACUGACUCCCAGCUACACAGUUUUCUACAAGAUUACCAGACCCAAAAUUCAGCGAAGGAGGAGACUGUGGCUAAAGACCUUAAUAAAGCAACUUCCCCUUUUGGUAGUGAGCACAUUGUACAAGUAGAAUGUCACCCUGUCCCUGAAACAAGCCUGAAUAUGAGUGAUAGCUUGCUGUUUGAUGAUAGCUUCAGUAAUAUCAGCGACCUUUCAGCUGUUCACAUCAUGGAAGCUGACAGAAAGCCCCUUGCUUCUCCACAAGUUUCUUUGCUUGCUCCAGAAGGUCUUUUGGAGAACCUAAGGCCUGUUCAGAAUAAGUUUGACGUCAGUGGCAAUCAGAAAGAGCAUGAGGACCCUGCAAAGCUUAACAAUGUGUCUCUAGUAUUCUCUGAUCUAAUAGCUGAAGUUUUAGAUCAUGCAAACUCCCCGUCUUUUCUAGAAGAUACUCCUUCUGCAUUUCAUGGUCAGUCAGGAUUAAGAAACCCAGUGAUUUGUAACAAUGACACCAGACCAAAGGAUUUAGUAGGAGAUCAAGGUGAAAAGCUCCAGAGAAGCCAACAAGCUUUAGACAAGAAAACUCAUGCAGCGGUGUGGACUGGCCACUCGUUUGAACUAAGCCCAGGACUGCAGGAUGUAUUAGACAAAUGGCCUAGUCCCUCAGGCGUUGAACCAGUUUCAGUAAGCUCCUGUUUGAAAGAGAAGUUAGUUGCUCCUAUUACUAAUAAAGAGCCAGAUCUAGUUUUUGAAUCUGACUGUUGUCAGCCAGAGACUUUGCCCACUUACCAGGAUUUAAAAAGCUGUUUCAAGGUUACAGAAAACAAAACAGAAGGCUUGGAUCUUCCGAAAACAGACUGCAAGGGAAGCAACAGAACAUCCUGUCCUCCACCAGAUAGUAAUAACGCGUUUAUUCCCCCAACACCCCCCAAAGACCUUUUGCCAAAGAGUUCUCUUUCUCUCUCUGUGAACUCUGCAAGGAAGAGACAAGUCACCUGUAUGAAUGAAGGGCAGCUGAUUCAGCCACAGCAGAAUAGCGAGGGCAAUGCAGAGCAGCAGGUAAAAACACUCCAGGAUAAUCCUGGGAUCGUAGACCCAGUUGAGACUGAUGAGAUAAAAGAUGAUUCCACUAUAGACCAAGGCUUUUCACUGCAGCUAUCUCAGGAUGUUUUUCCACUCAUUCCCUUAAGUGCUGAAAGUUUCACUAUUAUCGAUGUAGCAAGUGACAAAGCACUCUUCCAGACUUUUGUUGCAGAAUGGAAGGAGAAAAGCAGAUUCUCCAUCUCAGUGGCAUGUGAAAGAACAAAAUGUCUUUUGUCUCCCAAAUCAACAAUUGGUGGCAAAUUCAAAAAAGUAAGUUCCCCUCAGUGGAUGCAAGUUAAAGAUGACGGAUUUCCUGUCCAAGGCUGUGAAGACAUCUUGGUAGUUGGACUGGCAGUAUGUUGGGGUGGAAAAGAUGCCUACUAUAUCUCUUUGCAGCAGAUACAAGACCAGACUGAAAUCAGUAUGAGUUUGGCACCGCCACCUUUGGACAAAAACCUAUCUGUAACAGAGAGACUGUAUCAUCUACAGCUGUACCUGCAGAAGAAGUCCAAGCAAGAGCGGUCGCUUGUCAUGUAUAACUUCAUUCAGCACUACAAGACUCUGGUGACGGCUUGUGGCAUCUCCUUGGAAGGAAGUUUUGAGGACCCAAAGGUUGCAUGUUGGCUGCUUGAUUCUGGCUCUAAGGAACGUACACUUCACAACAUGGUGACUAACUUUCUCCCCAACGAGCUACCUCUACUGGAAGGGGUAGGCACCGGACAAGGGGUGCAGAGUCUGGGGCUUAGUGCAAGCAGAGAUCAUUCUGGGAGGUACAGAGCAGCAAUAGAGUCUGUGCUUAUCUUCAAUGUCAUGAACCAACUCCGUAAUGAAUUACAGAAGGAAAAUCUGACAGAUGUAUUUUCUAAAGUGGAGAUGCCCACCCAUUAUUGCUUGGCUCUGCUGGAGCUGAACGGCAUUGGUUUUAGCACAACAGCGUAUGAAACCCAGAAACAGGUCAUGCAAGCUAAACUGAGCGAGAUUGAGACCAAGGCGUAUCAGCUGGCAGGCCACAGCUUCUCCUUGACCAGCCCUGAUGACAUUGCAGAGGUUUUGUUCCUGGAGCUGAAGCUGCCACAACAUGGAGAUGUGAAAGUUCAAGGGAACAAGAAAACUCUGGGUUACACCAGAAGAACAACUGCUAAAGGAAACAGAGUUAGGUUGAGCAAGCAGUUCAGUACAACCAAGGACAUUUUGGAGAAAUUAAAGACACUUCACCCGUUGCCAGGGCUGAUAUUGGAAUGGAGGAGGAUCAACAAUGCCAUUACUAAAGUGGUGUUUCCACUACAGAGGGAAAAGCGAUUGAAUUCUGCACUGGGAAUGGAAAGGAUAUAUCCAGUCUCACAGACUCACACAGCUACAGGUCGAAUAACCUUCACAGAGCCAAAUAUCCAGAAUGUGCCAAGAGAUUUUGAGAUCGAAAUGCCAACUGUGGUUGAAGAAAGCCCACCUUCCCGAGCCCAUGGAAAUGUUAAUUCUCGUGCUGUUUUGGGGGGCAGAAAGCGUUCCAGUAUUUUGCCUAAUGACCUAAAGGUUCAGGCUGAAGACAGAUCUGAAGAAAGAGGAAUACCGUUUUUUGUUAGCAUGAGGCAUGCUUUUGUUCCCUUCCCAGGUGGCUUAAUCUUGGCUGCCGAUUACUCUCAGCUUGAACUGAGGAUCCUUGCUCAUUUGUCCUGUGACUGUCGACUCAUUCAAGCCUUGAAUGGAGGUACUGAUGUCUUUAAGAGCAUUGCAGCAGAAUGGAAAAUGAUUGAUCCCGAAGCUGUUGGAGAUAGGACCAGACAACAAGCUAAACAGAUUUGCUACGGAAUCAUCUAUGGAAUAGGAGCAAAAUCUUUAGGCGAGCAGAUGGGAAUUGAUGAAAAUGAAGCUGCCAAUUACAUUGAAUCCUUCAAAUCAAGAUACACAGGGAUUCAGCAAUUCUUGAGGGAGACAGUGAGGAGCUGCAGAAGAGAUGGGUUUGUGCAGACCAUCCUGGGAAGACGGAGAUACCUGCCAGCUAUCAAGGAUCCAAACCCCUACAGUAAAGCUCAUGCAGAGCGACAGGCUGUGAAUACAACUGUUCAGGGAUCUGCUGCAGACAUUGUCAAAACAGCCACCGUGAACAUUCAGAGACGCCUGGAAGCUUUCUCCUCUGCGAUCAAGUCCCAUGGGCAUCUGGAGAGCUCCUUCCAGAGAGGUAAGACCGGAAGGCUAGCGAGGAAGAGAAACAGAGGGAUGUUACAUCCCAUCAGCGGAGGUUUCUUUAUCCUCCAACUCCAUGAUGAGCUCCUCUAUGAAGUUGCAGAGGAUGAUGUCAUCCAGGUCGCUCAGAUUGUCAAGCAUGAGAUGGAAAACGCCAUCAAACUCUCGGUAAAACUGAAUGUUAAAGUGAAGAUUGGACCUAGCUGGGGAGACCUGCAGGACCUGGAGCUCUGA
Balearica regulorum gibbericeps (East African grey crowned-crane) is the source of this 7371-nucleotide messenger RNA. Lineage: Eukaryota; Metazoa; Chordata; Aves; Gruiformes; Gruidae. The record is from RefSeq and is a predicted model, not a curated record.